Molecule: messenger RNA, 141 nt
Organism: Eimeria necatrix
Lineage: Eukaryota; Apicomplexa; Conoidasida; Eucoccidiorida; Eimeriidae
Product: 60S ribosomal protein L14, putative
Exons: 2
Coding region: 1-141 (46 amino acids)
Biological process (GO): ribosomal large subunit biogenesis
Cellular component (GO): cytosolic large ribosomal subunit
Molecular function (GO): structural constituent of ribosome; RNA binding
Source: RefSeq, a predicted model, not a curated record
AUGGCGCUCUUCAGGAGGUUCAUCGAGCCUGGCCGGCUGUGCGUUGUGCAGUACGGGCCCGACGAGGGCAAGCUCUGCAUCGUGGUGGACAUCAUCGACGGCAACAGAAUCCUCGUGGACGGCGCCGGCGUCACUGGGUGA